Molecule: messenger RNA, 204 nt
Organism: Paramecium octaurelia
Lineage: Eukaryota; Ciliophora; Oligohymenophorea; Peniculida; Parameciidae
Source: the annotation of a GenBank genome assembly
AUGGAAGGUAAAUACCUGGGAGUUUGUGUUUAAUGUGCAAAAAAGUGCCACGUUGGACACAACCUCAAAGUUAAAGGAAUUGAAAAUGAGUUCUUUUGUGAUUGCGGAUUAGAAAAUUGUAAAGUCAAAUGUCAAUGUCAGAAAGAAGAAGCAUAAGGAUAAGAAGAAUAAUAAUAAUAAUAAUAAGAAUAAGAGAAAAAUUGA